AGUCAUCCGGUUAUAAAUAUCAACGAAGAAACGAUGGUUUUUAUAAUUGACAUGAGUGAUCCUGAGCGCGGCCUAGUUGUUGCGCUAUUACGACGUAUUUUCAAUGUUCCCAACAACAGUAUUAUUUAUGAUCCUCCAAUAACAGUUGGUGGUGAUGAGUUUCAUUAUAGCCCUUCUGCAACUGGUGAACUAAUUGCAGCAGAUGUUUCGAUAUAUCCAAACAGUAAUCAG
Racocetra persica is the source of this 231-nucleotide messenger RNA. The record is from the annotation of a GenBank genome assembly. Lineage: Eukaryota; Fungi; Glomeromycota; Glomeromycetes; Diversisporales; Gigasporaceae.